CGUUCACUUAUUUUCGUCUGACUGUACUAGCAGAGAAUUGUCAAUGAUUUACUUACGGCUCAAAAAAAGUUUGAAAAUUUACUGUGACAAUUGGUGAUGGAGAAAAUUACUAGCCAAAAGAAUGGAGACUCAACUGGAUAUUAUCAAUCUGCUCGUUCAACGCCACAUGAACGAUGUUGUAGCAGUCAUUUUCUCUCUUCUUGAUGUUGAAAGUUUACGCAACUGCGAAUUGGUCUCAAAGACGUGGUAUGUCUUUGUCAGGGACGAAAAUGUAUGGAAACGCCGUUAUAAAAAAGAAAGAAAAAAAAAUCCACACUUCCACGAAGCUCUCUAUCAGCGUGGCAAAGAACAACUAAAGAAAUCUUUUCUCUACAAGAAAUUAUUUAAUGCCAAGCAAAAUACCGAAAUGAAUUGGAUACUGGGUAAAUACUUGACAUGUUCCGUUGAAAUAGGGAAAUUCAGCAUCUAUUUCCUUACGAUGGAUGCUAAACGUAUAGCCUUGGCCAUUGAUGGAAAUUCACCUUCCAUAAUGCUGUUGAAUAGGUGGACGUUGAAAUUCAAUUGUCUUUUAACGGGGGCAAUUCAAGCUCCUAUAAGGCAACUGCAGCUACAAGGUGAUUUCAUCUUUAGUUCACAUCAAGAUGGAACUAUCUGUCAGUGGGACCUGAUAAGCAAACAAUUAGUUCAACACAUCCAAGAUAAAACAGAUGCAGAGAAUGAAGAUCGGAUAGUACUAUUUCACUCAGCACAUAAUCUGUUGAUCUCCUGUGACAGGCCAUACCUCCCGACUGCUGACUGCUUCCCAGAUCGCUACGUCCAAGUUCCUUUACAUUUCGAUACGCGGAUAACGAUACGCCGAUUUCUCAGUCCAACCGGAUUAGCCGUCGAAAGGAUAGAAGAUCAUUCCAUUGCUCAAGUGAUGCGCCUUGAAUCUGAUGCCAAAUACUUUGCGAUUUUUAUGAGAACUCCAACAAUAUUAAAAAUUCAAAUACGUUCUAUAGCGGAUUUCCAAGUCAUUCGUGAGCUACGUGUAGCAUAUCAUGCUCACGCCCGUUAUGCUUACAACUUCGGAUGGCUGGUGACGGUCGACUCUGAAAAAUCAAUCAGGUUUUGGGAUGUUGAGACAUUGACCUGCAAAUGUAUUAUCCCCCGUCACUGUUUCAGGAAUCAGGUCCUAGAAAUUAUGCUAAAUUCAACUUAUUUGAUCAUCAUUGACAUUUAUCGAAAUGUUUACCUUUUAAGUCUUCCAUACUUCUUAAAAACCCAUGUUGAAUUUUAUUGCCUAUUUAGAACAAGUCAAGAAGAACAUUAUUGGAAUUUCUGUUUCGACGAACUUCAAAUUGUUACCCUUUGGAUAAGUGGUUCAAAUCAUCUACGUAAACUAGUUAUUCGAGAUUUCAUGAGAUACAGGUUAGGUGACCUGGACUUGCUACACUGUUCCUCUCCGUACUGAGGAAACUGUAGCAUUCUGCAUUUCUUUUCCUAUGAUAAUUUCUUAAAGUUGGUUACAAUUUUCUGAUUAAUUGAAGAAUUUCUGAACCUGACAAAAUAAAGUUUUAAUACAAUCUGA
This is a messenger RNA of Daphnia carinata, 1570 nucleotides long. RefSeq lists its product as uncharacterized. Lineage: Eukaryota; Metazoa; Arthropoda; Branchiopoda; Diplostraca; Daphniidae. Gene Ontology annotation, molecular function: protein binding. The transcript is spliced from 2 exons. Bases 122 to 1453 code for a protein of 443 amino acids. The record is from RefSeq and is a predicted model, not a curated record.